AAUGUAGUAAGUAUUGCAAACGGUCGCGAUGUCUACUAUUAUGUAAAACGGAACCUUAUUGUUCGUUCGCACAUUUUUAUUUCGUACGGUUGUUUUGCUCUAUUCUAUACAGAAAUGAGCUUAAAUAAGGAGAUUAUUGGAUUACUGUAUAUAUGCGAGUAUUUUUAUUUCGUCGUUGGUAAUUAUUUGAUCGAUCCUCAUGAGUUAAUAAUUCACCAUAACCAUGGCGAAAAUGACGUGAAUCACUAUUCAAAUAUAUGGUAUUUCCAUUCAACUGAUGAUCUGAAUGAAAUACAGGAUACCAUAAUACAACAGGGAUUUUCGUUUGCACUACCAAUAGACGCAAUGAAGCAAUUACGAGAUCGGAACGGAAAAACGAUAACGCACAAUUACGAUACCACGGAGUACAUACGUGUGUUUGCGAUGACUGUAGAUGGUAUACCAAAUGUUUACAAAGUAAGAAGGGAAGACCAUCCUGAAAUCCACCACGAGCCAUUUCAUAACAUGACUAACGUUUUAAAACAGAAUAAUAAGGUGAAUUGGGCUAAACAGGGAUUUUCAAAAAACUUGUAUAAAAAAGUGCCGACGGACGUCCGCAGCAGAUAUGAGAGGUAUUUCAACGACGAAUUUUGGAAUUUACAAUGGUACGAGCAAGAUUAUCGAAAUAAUUAUAAAAACGAAAUGGCACUAGAUAUGAAUUUAGUACCAGUAUAUGAAGAGUUAAAAUUCACAGGUAAAGGUAUCCGAGUAGCGAUCAUCGAUGAUGGAAUAGAAUAUACUCACGAUGAUCUAAAGGACAAUUAUGAUGAAGAAAUCAGUAUUAAUCUGAACUGGAAUAAAAAAGAUCCUAUGCCUCGAUACGAAGACCCUACAAAUUCGCAUGGUACUAGAUGUGCUGGAGAGAUUGCAAUGGCUGCAAAUAAUAAAAAGUGCGGUGUAGGCGUUGCUUACAAUGCAAAAGUAGGAGGUAUUGUAUUGCUUGAUGGUACAACGGAUGACGAAAUGGAAGCUAGGGCUUUAAUUAACGCUAAUUCAUUAGUGGAUAUAUACAGUGGAUCAUGGGGGCCUAAGGACGACGGACUAAUGGUCGACGGACCCGGAGUAAUGGCACAAAUUGCAUUUGAAAUUGGUGCAACUAAGGGUCGCAACGGCAAAGGUUCAAUAUACGUAUUCGCGUCGGGAAAUGGUCGUAUGCUGUUUGACAAUUGUGCAUCAGAUGGCUACGUGGGAAACAUUCAUACCGUGGCUAUUAGUAGUGUCACUAUGGACGGCAGAGCUCCCGAAUACGCUGAGAGAUGUGCAGGCGUCAUAGCAACUGCUUAUUCUGGUGGAUUAGACAAUGGUAUUAAAAUUGUUACUUCAGAUAUCAAUAAUACAUGUACACUUUCACAUACUGGGACAUCAGCUGCAGCUCCGUUAGCAGCAGGAGUUAUAGCUUUAGCUCUCGAAGCCAAUGGUGAUUUGACGUGGAGAGACGUGCAACAUUUAUUAGUUAGAAACUGUGAAGUUGGACCUUUGUUGAAAAAUUCUGGUUGGUCCACUAACGCAGCAGGAUUCGAUUUUAAUCCUCAGUUCGGUUUUGGAUUAUUAAACGCCUAUAAGUUAGUGAAAGAAGCUAUAAAUUGGAGCACUGUACCAGAAAAAAGUAUAUGUGGUGUAAAUUUCCUUAUCUCUAAAAGUCGUCAACAUUUUGGUCGAGCUGUAAAAUUUGUAUCCACGGUAAUUACAAAUGGUUGUAAUGGAUGCAUUAAAUAUUUAGAGCACGUACAACUAUGUGUGACCAUUCAGUAUCCAAAACGUGGUAUGGUGGAAAUAAAUCUACAAUCACCAAAAAAGACCAUGUGUAGAAUGAUGGAGCCACGACCCUUAGACGAGUCAAAUAUGGGAUUUUUUGAAUGGAAAAUAAAAUCAUUGCAAUUUUGGGGUGAAGACCCAUCUGGGGAGUGGACAGUUGUUGUCAAAGAUGAAACUUCUAAUUUAUUCAUGGGGCUAACUGGAUCAGUAGAAAAACUUAGAUUAAUAAUGCAUGGAACUAAAAAUAAUCCUUAUAAUUAACAAAUUCUGAUAAUUUUAAAGAUUUUUGAUUAUUAAAUGUAUAUUAUGUUAUGUUUAGUAAAAAUAUUGUUCAGGUUUAUCAUGUUUAAAACAAAACUAAUGAUUAUAUUUAUAUUAUAAUAAAAGUAGUUUGGACAUAAUAUAUCAUUAUAUUUUAAUUUACACUGUCAAAAAGAUAAUAGGUAUUUAAAAUAUAUACAAUGCAUAAUAUCUAAUGUAAUGUUAUAUUGAUGUUUUGAUGUUUCAAUUUUUUUUUUUUUUAGACUUUAAUAUUUAAAAUAAACUAUUGUAGCGUUUUGGGUUCCAUUUUUAUAUUUUACAUUUAAAAAUGCCAUAAACAGUGUAUUUUUGGUUUGAACUGCACCAAAUUGAAGUUUGUAACAAUUUUAAUAACUUAUACUCCCUAAGGUUAAUACCACCGAGGGUAACUUUAAAUUAAAAAAAAAAUAAUAUUUUUUGGUAAAACAUAAAUUUUAUAAUAAUUA
Molecule: messenger RNA, 2540 nt
Organism: Aphis gossypii (cotton aphid)
Lineage: Eukaryota; Metazoa; Arthropoda; Insecta; Hemiptera; Aphididae
Product: neuroendocrine convertase 1-like
Exons: 15
Coding region: 115-2055 (646 amino acids)
Biological process (GO): protein processing
Cellular component (GO): trans-Golgi network; Golgi membrane
Molecular function (GO): serine-type endopeptidase activity
Source: RefSeq, a predicted model, not a curated record